This is a messenger RNA of Pieris brassicae (large cabbage white), 3128 nucleotides long. Its product is annotated as spliceosome-associated protein CWC27 homolog. Gene Ontology annotation, molecular function: peptidyl-prolyl cis-trans isomerase activity. Gene Ontology annotation, cellular component: catalytic step 2 spliceosome; membrane; glycosylphosphatidylinositol-N-acetylglucosaminyltransferase (GPI-GnT) complex. NCBI's taxonomy places the organism in Eukaryota, Metazoa, Arthropoda, Insecta, Lepidoptera, Pieridae. Gene Ontology annotation, biological process: GPI anchor biosynthetic process; protein folding; protein peptidyl-prolyl isomerization. Bases 280 to 2307 code for a protein of 675 amino acids. The transcript has 9 exons. The record is from RefSeq and is a predicted model, not a curated record.
AUCACGAAAGUUAAAAUUUGAAAGGAUUCUGGUUAAUCUGUAUUUAUCAGUAUUAAACUAUAUACUUAUGUACCUCAAAUCUUAAUUCAUUUAGAUUGAAUUAUUUAAAACUUAUAAACUAAAGAUCGUGAAGUAUAUUCCUAUUUGAGAAUUGAGAGUGCAGAAUGGCCAAUAUGUAUCUUUUAACUGAUGACUGUGUACAAUGACAAAAUUACACAAAAAUAACAGUCUAUUACCUUCGAGUAUAUUUUGUUUUGUGUGUAGAUAAAGUAUUCAAGUAUGAGUAAUAUUUAUAUUCAAGAACCUCCAGCGCUAGGAAAGGUGCUGUUAAAGACAACAGUUGGUGAUAUAGACAUAGAAUUAUGGACAAAAGAAACUCCAAAAGCAUGCAGGAACUUCAUUCAACUAUGUAUGGAAGGAUACUAUAAUGGUACAAUAUUUCACAGAGUGGUUCCUGAUUUCAUAGUUCAGGGCGGAGACCCUAAUGGUGAUGGUACAGGGGGAGAGUCUAUCUAUGGUGAACCAUUUAAGGAUGAAUUCCAUUCUCGACUUCGCUUCAACAGGCGUGGGCUUGUGGCAAUGGCUAAUGCUGGCAAGAAUGACAAUGGCUCUCAGUUUUUCUUUACUUUAGCGGCCACACCCGAGUUGCAGAAUAAGCAUACUAUAUUUGGCAAAGUAAUUGGUGACUCAAUAUACAAUGUACUUAAACUAACUGAAGGUCUAAUAGGCCCUGAUGAGAGGCCAGAACAUCCACAUAAGAUAACUGGUGCUACAGUUCAAAUUAACCCUUUUACUGAUAUUAUACCGCGGGUGACUGAGAAAAUAGUAAAUGAGCCGAAAAAGAAAAAAAAGAAGGAGAGACAGGGGGUCAAGAAUUUUGGCCUCCUAUCCUUUGGGGAAGAGGCAGAGGAGGAAGAAGGUGAGGCUUUGGAGUACCGUGGCAAGCCAAAGUCAACACAUGACUUACUAUCAGAUCCAAAGCUUAGCAGCAAAACCGCGGCCGAAUUAGAGUUGGAACAAGACAAAGAGAUGGAGCAACAAUCGAAACAAGAUAGUGACAAGAAGAAAGAAGAAACAGCGAUUGCGGUUUCUAGUAUACGAGAUAAGUUGAGUAAAAGAGAUAGAAGUCCUGAGGAAAGAGAUAGCAAAAAGAGGAAAGAAGAUAGUGAUACAGAGAAAAGAGAUAGUGAUAGUGACGGAGAGUACUACUUGGGGAAAGAGAGAGAUAUGGAGAGGAAAAAAGAGAGAGAUCGAAUCCGCAGCGAAAUAAAACAGCUUAGAAAGGAGAUGCGUGCUCCAAAAGAAGAGAAGCCGCAAGAGGUAGAGAAAGAGACGAAAGAGAAGACUAUUGAAAAUAACGAGAUGUAUCAGCAAUUCGUGCAAGAGCAGGACAAAUAUAAAAAAAUGAAGGAGACAGUACCAAAAAAGGGGGCCGCCAGAACCAGACGUUCGAAAUUAACACGAAAACCGAUGAAAAGGAAACCGUGGGUGAAGAAUUUAUAUGAGAAUCGAGAUUAUCCAGACAAUUACACAGACUCAAAAUUCUUGGAGCAUUUGAGAAAAAAUAUCUUUAUAGAAAAAGUGACUUUAUUACAAGCUGUGAAAGGCUCAUUUCGUGUUGUCCUCCGAUUGUGUAUAUGUGUGCUAUACGCAAUACUAUACACGUAUAUGUACAAUAAGUGGAUUCACACGUACACAGUGAUCUACGUGUCCGUUUUGAUUAUGUGUGCGUGCUACUGUUUAUAUGUGUGCGUGGAACGUGAUAUCUUAAUACAUUUUAAGGUUGUGUUGGUGUAUAUAGUUUUAGGUUAUAUACUUUCACCUAUUUUGCACACACUGACAGAUACGGUCAGCACAGACACUAUUUACGCUUGGGCAGUUAUCAUGAUGCUGCUGCAUUUGAUGUUUUUUGACUAUGGCGUCCCCGCGGCCUUUGUGUCGAAAUCGUUAUCGAUAAAUGCUGCAAUUUUUGCGUCUGUUUGUCUCGUUUCGAGAUUGAAUACGCCGUUUGACGCGUUCGUUCUGUUAACUAUAUCCGUGAAAUUUUUCGUUUUGAGUCCUAGAUUUUUUAAAGUAUAUCUUCAUUCGAAAUUAUUUGUAAUUUUGUUUUUUAUUAUUUUAAUUUUGACACUGGUCGCUUUAUAUAGCCUUUCGUGUAUUUUGAUGUGCUAUUUUAUGAUUUUAGUGUCCGUUUUGUGUGGUUAUUGUCCGUUUAUGUUUGUAAAAUGGCAAAAAUACAAGGAUAAUAAAUACGGGCCGUGGGAUGAGGCAAUUCUUAAUAGCUCUGAAGAAAUUGAUGAUGAUUAAUAUAUAUAAAUUAUAAUCAUACAUUAAUAUUUUAAAUUCAAAGUCAUAUUUAAUAAUAUUAAAAAAAUAGUUUCAUAUGAAGAAGAAUGGGCACGAAACUACAUACAUACUCUUUUAAAAUAUUUUGUAUACAUUAACUUAAAUUUUGUGAAGACCACAAAGAUUGUUAAAACAUAUAUAGAACAAAAUAUUUAUAAGUUGACGACUGGUAUUUUUUAAGUAUUCUGUGAUAAAGACCAAACCAGCGAAGUUAUGUUUAAUUAUUAUUAUAAGAGCUUUAUUUAUGAAUCCAUACAACAAUUGGAUAGUAUACAUUUCUUAAUAUAAGUUGUACAAAAUAUUAUAUGGUAUUGUAUGAUCCCUAAGAGCCUGCAAUUUAAAGAAUUGUAUUGGCCAUAUGUAUUAGAAAAGUGACAAAGUUUUGACAUAAGAUUUAGAAACAAAUGUAUAAUCAUUACUCUUACUAUAUGCUGUUUUAUUAUUAUCCUACUUAAUUCUUCGUCGUAGUCUUUACAGAAAUGCGGUGUCAUUGGCAGAUUCUACUCUUUUAGGUUUUUUUAGCGACACCCGCAAUCUGAGGCCACAAUUCCAACCCAACCAUUUUAUUCUAACCGCUAAUGAUAUAUAUGUCGCAGUAAAGUAGUUAAAUCAGAGAGUUAAUUGAAUCUCUAGACAGUUAAUUAAAAAUCGAUAUUCAAGAAAAGUUUUAAAUAACCGUUCUUGCCAAAUAAAAGGUUGUCCUAUUAAGAAUGUAAGCGUUGCAGUACCUAGUGCAAUAAUAGAAUUUUUGAAGUGAAACUUCUUAAUGGGCGUUGGAAAAA